This is a messenger RNA of Closterium sp. Yama58-4, 1908 nucleotides long. The record is from the annotation of a GenBank genome assembly. Lineage: Eukaryota; Viridiplantae; Streptophyta; Zygnematophyceae; Desmidiales; Closteriaceae.
GCAGGUGCACAGACGGGGUAUGCACUGCUGUGGAUCCUCUUUUGGUCCACUGCGCUCGGCCUGCUGCUGCAGGCCAUAGCAGCGCGAGUGGGAGUGGUAACAGGGUGCCAUUUGGCAGAGCUGUGUCGAAUGGAGUAUUCACCCCCCGUGCGCUGGGUGCUGUGGAUCAUGACGGAGGUGGCCAUAGUGGGAGCGGACAUCCAGGAAGUCAUCGGCUGCGCCAUCGCGCUGCGCAUCCUCUCAAGAGGGUUUAUUCCAAUCUGGGCGGGGGUGUUGAUAACAGGGCUCGACAGCUUCCUGCUGCUCUUCCUUGAGAACUUUGGCAUUCGCAAGCUCGAGGCGCUCUUUGGGCUCUUCAUCGCUGUCAUGGCGGCCUCCUUCGCCCGCAUGUUCGUCGAAGCUGCGCCUGAUGCAGGGGCAAUUGCACAUGGCCUGCUCGUGCCCACCAUCCCCAAGGGAGCCACCAGCAUGGCAGUGAGCAUACUGGGGGCAGUCAUCAUGCCGCACAACAUCUUCCUUCACUCCGCUCUUGUGCAAUCGCGAGCCAUCGACCGCCACUCCCCACCGCGCGUGGCAGAGGCGCUGCUCUACUUCACGCUAGAAUCCGCCCUCGCGCUGCUGCUUUCCUUCCUCGUCAACCUCUGCGUUGUCUCCGUCUUUGCGCGCCUUUUCUAUGGGCGACCAGGAGCAGCAGAUAUUGGGCUCGACAACGCUGCUGAGUAUCUGCAGCAAGCCUUCGGCUCCACCACCUUCCCAGUGGUGUUCAUCUGGGCAGCGGGCCUGCUAGCAGCGGGGCAGUCAUCCACAAUGACAGGCACAUACACGGGGCAGUUCGUCAUGUCGGGCUUUCUCGACCUGCACGUGCGCAAGUGGGUGCGCGUCUGCAUCACCCGCACCGUUGCCAUGGUGCCCACCAUCGCCGUCGCCCUGCUCUACACCCCUCCCACCUCGCACACACCAGCGCCACCCCCACCCUUGGCAGCACUGCAUGUGCCAGUGGCAGGAGGAUUGGGUGCAGUACAAGGGGCACCGUCUGCAGCUGCAGCAGCAGCAGCAGCAGCAGCAGCAGCGAGAUUAUUGGAAGAAGAGUGUUUUACUCGUUCGUCCUUCACAACCUCCCCCAUGCCUUCCGUUCUCCACCAUGUCAUCAACACCUCCCUUCCUGCCUCCGCCUUCUCCUCCUCGCCUCUCUCCAACCCUUCACUGCAGAUUCCAGCCGCACUCCCUGUCGCACUCCCCUCCUCCCUCGCCUCCCCGCCACUGACAGCACCAACCAUGCUAACUCUGUCCUCAUUGGAUGUUCUAAACCAGUGGCUCAACGUGCUGCAGUCCGUGCAACUGCCGUUUGCUGUCAUCCCACUCCUGGCUAUCGCGUCGUCAACCCACGUGAUGGGACGAUAUGCCAUCAAGGGAGCGGUCAAGGUGCUAGCGUGGGCAUCAGCAGCGCUGGUAAUCACCAUUAACCUCUACCUCCUCUUUGUCUUCGCCACAACCAACCUCCCUCACUCCCUCUCCACAGUCCUCCUCCUCCUCCUCCUCUCCCUCCCUUACCUCCUCUUCCUCAUCCACCUCGCCCUGCAUCCCCGGAGCGAGGGCUCCGAGUUCAACCAUCCGCACCGCUCCCGAUCGCACAGCACCUGCAGCAACGAGCGCUGCCGUCUCGCCAGCCCCACGGGGGUCAAUCGACUGGAUUGUGUAACCUUUUCCGGUGCUUCUGAUGCCACCGGUGCUACUGGUUCUGCUGGGUCUGCUGGUUCUGGUCAACUGGAUGGGAGUGUAGGUGGAGUUAGGGUUAACUGUUGCAGUGGCAGCAGCAGCAAUGACCCACUCCUCUCUCCUCCAGCUGGGCGUGUAGGGAGGGGAGGUGGGCUAGGUAUGCCUUUGCUGGAUGUAAAGUUGGACGAGUAA